AUGGACAGACAGGCUGGGCAGGUUGCGGCCGUCUUUGGACUGUUGGCGUAUGGAAUUGCCGAGACCGGGAGAGAUCUUCCAUCUUAUGCCGUGGUGGAGGUAAAAAUCAGUGAAAGACGCUGGAUCGGUAACUGCGGCCGAGUCCGUGACAGAACCGGAUUAGUGAACGAGGUGGCAGAGGCAGAAUCCGAAUUUACAGGGGCCGACAAGGAGGAGCUCACAGGCUCGGUCACGCUGGGAGACGAGAUGGAAUUAAUUCCGAAGGCAAAGCUGGUGCUGGUUCACGUGUAG
Gaeumannomyces tritici R3-111a-1 is the source of this 291-nucleotide messenger RNA. RefSeq lists its product as hypothetical. Lineage: Eukaryota; Fungi; Ascomycota; Sordariomycetes; Magnaporthales; Magnaporthaceae. The record is from RefSeq and is a predicted model, not a curated record. Bases 1 to 291 code for a protein of 96 amino acids. The transcript is spliced from 3 exons.